Messenger RNA from Lytechinus pictus (painted urchin), 2406 nucleotides. RefSeq names its product MORN repeat-containing protein 5-like. The coding region runs from base 29 to 505 and encodes 158 amino acids. The record is from RefSeq and is a predicted model, not a curated record. The transcript is spliced from 4 exons. NCBI's taxonomy places the organism in Eukaryota, Metazoa, Echinodermata, Echinoidea, Temnopleuroida, Toxopneustidae.
CAGUUAUAUUUAUAUUUCUUCUUGCAGGAUGGAAGGUAAAGGAAAAUAUGGGUUUCCAACAGACACAAAGUAUGAAGGUGAAAUGAAGGAUGGCAUGUUCCAUGGUAAAGGAACACUUUUCUUUCCAAACGGAAGCAAGUAUGAUGCAACAUGGGAAAACGGCACAGCUGUAGAGGGGAAAUACACAUUUGCUGAUGGUUUGGAAUACGAUGAACCAGAGUGGCUAUAUUGUGAUGGUUAUGAUAGGAGAUUCUACACAGAGACGUGUGAUGGACUCAAACCAGCUGGUCGAUCACAGCUAACGAAUAGGAUACCCCCAAGAGAUAUUCCAGAAGGUUGCUAUGAUACAGGUGAUGGUUUCUAUAACCCAACAUCAAGAGUCAUUGUGGAUUAUAACCAUAAAUUCCUAAGAAAUGCAGAUGAUGAUGAACAUGCAUGGAUUAUCAAGACUUGCAGGAAAGGAUGGGACGAAAUAGCAGGAUAUCAAGAGAAACCAGAUUUAUAAGACAUACUUAAUCAUAAGAUAUGAUCUAGCAAAUCUCAACUGUAUUCAUCAUAGUUUUAAUAUGCAAGACUUAUUUCCAUACCAGUGCCUCUAAAAUGGGCUUGGUACUUUUCAAGUUAACAUAAGUUGUCAAAAAGAUGUGCAGACAAACAUGACAGGUAUAGGUAACCAGAGAUCUGUGCUAUACCAAUUUCUUCAUUUCAUGAGUCAUGGUGGAUUUUAUGAUAACUCAAGAGUCAUGUUUUAUUCAUGUUGAUUUUAUUGGAUUACAGCAAAUACAUCCCAAGUCUCUUGACUUUGUUCAGAAACAAUGUUGCCGAGUAUACAUUUUCUUGCUUAGUUUUUUCCCGCCAUAUAUGAAUGAAAGCUUGUUUUAACUGCACAUUACAGGCAAUUUAUUACUAUGAUAAUACUAAAGACGACUGAAGUUGUAAAAAUUACAAAAUCAAUGAUGUUAUGAGCAACAUAAAGAUAACAAUUGCAAAAAUAUAAGCCCCUGAUGUUUAUGAAUAGUAUGACUGCAAAAAUUGUAAUGCACAAUAUUCUUUGCUCCAAAAUCUUCACGAUUAGAAUUUUUUGUUGAUUUGAUGAGCAUGUAUUCUGUGGCUACAUUCAGAAAACUAAUUUGGCUCGCCAUAUACGAAAUCACUUAAAAAGUCAUGAAGUUUUUCAAGUAGCAUAAAAGUUCAACAGAUCAGUACUUUUGAUUCAUGCUAUGAAUUUCUUAGACCCAUGAGAUGAAGCCCUAACCUGGUGGGUGUUUCAUAAAGCUGUUCAUAAGAUACGAAUGACUUUACUCUCAACUGGUGAUCCUUUAUUGUGCUAUGUGAUAUAGCCCUAUGUAAUUGAUUUAUGACCUAAGAAUAUGUUCCAGUCAUGCAUAAUUUUACAAACAGCUUUAUGAAACACCCACCUGAUCACAUAGGUGGAAUAUAUUUUAUAAAUAGAACUACUCUGUAAAUUACUAACCCAAGCAAUGCAAUCAUCACCUUGAAAGUUAAUCCUGACAAUAAGAUGGCAUAUUCUUAAAAGCAGAAAAAUUUGGUGAAGGUUUUUAUCAGAGACUAAGAGUUAUGAAUUUCAAAUUUAGAUUUUGUUUUGACGUCAUAAUAUUUUUUCAAUAACAAUAUAAUCAUAAUCAUAACAUAAUUACAAAUAAGUCUAAGAGAGAGAAAGAAGGGGGAGGGUGAAAACAAAUCAUUACAAUAAAUUGAAAGCCGUGUUUAGAAGUGCUUUGUUUUGGAGUCAUGCAUGUUUAAACUGAUUUAAAGAAUUUGAUAAUUCAACAGAAUUAGGUAAUGAGUUCCGAAAGAGUGGUCUAAAAUAAAAAACAGAUCGUCUAGUUAAAGCUAUACGUGGCAAAGGAAGGUGGUAACCGUUACAAUUUCUAGUUUGAUAGGAGUGAUACAAAUUAUUCAUUUUAAAAUAAUCUAGAAGAGACUUAGGUAACAUACAUGUAUGGGUGUGGCAUUGGUACAUGAAUAUGCGAGCAGCUACCCUGUUUGUCAUCAUUAUGUAAUGUGAAUUCUAUGAAUUCACCUUUCAAAAUGGUUCAUGACUGAAUAUAGUUUUCUCAUAAAAUUGUGUAUGAAAUGAUUUAUGUCUAAGUAAUAUGUCUGAUUAUGUAUGACAUGCUGAUAUCAAACUAUUAUCUUUUUUCAGAGAAAAUGUCAUAUGGAGGAGCUAAUUGCACUUGACACCAUAAGAGUAUAAUUUUGUCUGAAUGGAUUUUCAAUUUCAUCUUUUAAUUGUCUCUUUUGUAUUUUUGUCAGCCUCUAUCACUUUCAAUUUCGUGCUAAUAUUGUACAAAUUUUUAUAGUAUAUGUUGUAAAUUUGUAAAUUGUAUAUUAUCUUUGUAAAUAUACAAAUAUUGAAAGAAGAAAUAAAUAAAUUUAAUUGAA